AUGCUAAGGUUUACCAAAAGUUCAACAGGGUUCUACUCUCGGCAUUUCAGUGCCGUUGUGUUUAUCGAGAAGCAAUUCCAAAUUCCAUCGAGGCUUAGUGGGACGAUGGUAUCAGCCGGAGACUUCGCCUAUAUUCCUGUCGUCGUGUUUACAAGCUACUUCGGAGGGAAGGGCAACCGAGCCAGAUGGAUUGGUGGCGGUUGCAUGUUGAUUGCCAUUGCAAACCUUCUCAUCAGCUCCUCCAAUUUUCUGUUUCCCGUGGAGGAGUACCAUGUAAACAGCACCUAUAUUCCUAGUUCAUUAGCUUAUGAAGUGAAUAGGUAA
This is a messenger RNA of Haemonchus placei, 324 nucleotides long. Lineage: Eukaryota; Metazoa; Nematoda; Chromadorea; Rhabditida; Trichostrongylidae. The record is from the annotation of a GenBank genome assembly.